Messenger RNA from Malassezia restricta, 1608 nucleotides. RefSeq names its product transporter. Gene Ontology annotation, cellular component: membrane. Bases 1 to 1608 code for a protein of 535 amino acids. Gene Ontology annotation, molecular function: carbohydrate:proton symporter activity. Gene Ontology annotation, biological process: carbohydrate transport; transmembrane transport. The transcript has a single exon. Lineage: Eukaryota; Fungi; Basidiomycota; Malasseziomycetes; Malasseziales; Malasseziaceae. The record is from RefSeq and is a predicted model, not a curated record.
AUGAAGUCAAUUUCCAGAGUCUCCGGAGCUCCGGUUAGCUUUGUAUCCUAUGUAAUAGGAUCAUUGGCUUCCAUCGGCGGCUUGCUUUUUGGUUGGGAUACAGGUCAGAUUUCAGACCUGGUAAUCAUGAAUGAUUUUAAACAAAGAUUUUCACAAGGUCCACCUGGGGAAAAGGACUGGACUCCAUGGAUUAAGGGUCUCGUUGUCAGUCUCUUGAGUGCGGGUGCCAUUCUUGGCGCUGCAUUCGGCGCUCCAGUCGCUGAUCGAUUUGGCAGAAAGUAUGCGAUUUCACUCGGGUGCAUUGUAUACUUCGUUGCUUUGAUUAUUCAAAUCUCUUCCGAGCAUGACUGGGCACAAAUUGCCGUUGGUCGUGCUGUAGACGGUUUCGGUAUCGGAUGGAUCAGCGCUACCGUGCCUCUCUACAAUUCUGAGAUUAUGCCACGUCAGGUUCGAGGAGCUAUGGUCGGCUCUUACCAAUUGUGUGUCACGCUUGGACUGCUAUUAUCGUAUUGCUGCUGCUAUGCUACCCACAAGUAUGGCGACUCUGGUGAAUGGCGCGUACCAAUCGGUGUUGGAUUCGGUUACGGUUUAAUUUUGUGCUUGGGUAUACUGGUUUGCCCAGAAAGUCCUCGCUGGUUAGCAAAGAAAGGAAAGUUUGAACAAGCUAAAAAAGUUCUUGCCUUUAUGCGCGGUGUGGGUCAAGAUGACAAGUUUGUGAAUGACGAAUACACAGAAAUCAAGACUGAGGUGGAGAAAGAAGCCGAAAUGCAAGAGGGCAAUAGUUGGCUCGAUUGUUUCAGCUUCAAACACAAGGCGCUUUACCGCACUCUUAUGGCUGUUCUUCUGCAGAUGGGACAACAGCUUACUGGCGCUAAUUAUUUCUUUUACUAUGGCGCCACCAUUUUCGCACCCGUUGAAUUGGUAUCAGAUAAGGAAGACAAUUCAUACAUUGCCCAAAUUAUCCUUGGCGCAGUCAAUGUUUUUACAACUUUACCCGGCCUAUAUGCGUUAGACAAGUUCGGAAGGCGUACUUGCUUACUUGUUGGUGCAGCUUGGAUGACUAUCUGGCUUAUUGUAUUUUCAACUGCCGGUGUUUGUGGUCAUGAUGAUGGCAAUCCAGGUAAUGUCAGUGAUAAGUCGAUUGCAAUUCUUAUGAUUUGCUCGGCUUGUUUCUUCAUCCUCGGCUUUGCUAGCACAUGGGGCCCUGGUGUUUGGACAUCUGUUGCUGAGCUGGCUGUCCCCCAACUUCGCGCUAAGCAAAUGGCUUUGGCAACGAUGAGUAAUUGGACAUGGAACUUCAACCUCGCAUUCUUCACAUCCCCAAUCACUGAUGAUAUUCACUUCUACUAUGGCUACGUGUUCGUCGGAUGCGUUGUUGCCUUUUUCCUCAUUGUAUUCUUUUUCCUGUAUGAAACGGCCAACCUUGACUUGGAAACUGUACAGCUUAUGUUUAUGGACUCAUCAGUCAAACCCUGGAAUUCUGCACACUGGGUGCCAUCUGGUCGUGAGUCGCGAUUUGAUCUGAAACAUGAUAUUGAGCAUGACCAGAACGAAUCCAACUUCGAUGUUGCUGUUAAUGAUCUGUAUCAAAACACCAAUGAAGGAUGA